CUUCCUUUCAAGAUGGAGCCUGUUCCAACCAAGGUGGCGGCCAAGGGCCCUGUGCAGUCUGUUCAAGUGUUCGGCAGGAAGAAAACUGCCACUGCAGUAGCCCACUGCAAAACAGGUAAUGGAUUGAUCAAGGUGAAUGGAAGGCCUCUAGAUCUCAUUGAGCCCCAGACCCUCAAAUACAAGAUCCAGGAGCCCCUUCUCCUUUUGGGCAAGGAUCGCUUCGCUGGUGUUGACAUCAGAGUAAGAGUGAAGGGUGGUGGUCAUGUUGCACAGAUCUAUGCUAUUAGACAAGCCAUUUCCAAAUCACUGGUAGCUUAUUACCAGAAAUACGUUGAUGAGGCCAGCAAGAAAGAAAUCAGGGACAUCCUUGUCACAUAUGACAGAUCACUAUUAGUUGCUGAUCCCAGGCGUUGUGAGCCUAAGAAAUUUGGCGGUCCAGGUGCACGUGCCCGCUACCAGAAAUCAUACCGUUAAAAUGUGCGCUUUACAUUAUGUAUAUAACAUAAGAAAUAAAUAAAAAAAGGACCUGAUAUAA
This is a messenger RNA of Lineus longissimus, 535 nucleotides long. Its product is annotated as small ribosomal subunit protein uS9. Lineage: Eukaryota; Metazoa; Nemertea; Pilidiophora; Heteronemertea; Lineidae. The transcript is spliced from 6 exons. The coding region runs from base 13 to 474 and encodes 153 amino acids. The record is from RefSeq and is a predicted model, not a curated record. Gene Ontology annotation, cellular component: ribosome; cytosolic small ribosomal subunit. Gene Ontology annotation, biological process: maturation of SSU-rRNA from tricistronic rRNA transcript (SSU-rRNA, 5.8S rRNA, LSU-rRNA); translation. Gene Ontology annotation, molecular function: RNA binding; structural constituent of ribosome.